Molecule: messenger RNA, 1093 nt
Organism: Folsomia candida
Lineage: Eukaryota; Metazoa; Arthropoda; Collembola; Entomobryomorpha; Isotomidae
Product: SEC14-like protein 2
Exons: 7
Coding region: 232-1050 (272 amino acids)
Cellular component (GO): cytoplasm
Source: RefSeq, a predicted model, not a curated record
CUACCUGGAAUCACACGGCAUUAUAAACCAAAGUCAAAAAUGAAAACCCUUCUUGUUGUAAAGUAUCUCUGCGUGUUACGAACUCCAGUUUUUCCAUCAAUAUAAUUUAUCGGCCAACUAAAAUUCAACAAACCCACGCACAAAUUUUUCACACAUUUAGAAAAAAACAUAUAACGCAAGUCACACUCCAACACCCAUUUUUUGACCAAAUUCAUUAGUUUUCAGGACAUCAUGACGGCGAAGGUGCACAACAUAUUUCUCGUGAUAGUCGUAAUUUUUGCUACGACAUCAUUCUCAAUACCGGUUGAGGAUGAUCUUACAAUAACCGCAAAGGAGAAAUAUGCAUUGGAGCAGUUCAAACCAAUGAUGACACCUUUAAUGCCACAUGAAUACAUGCAAACGGAUAUUUAUCUAAUUAAAUGGUUAAGAGCAUCCAAACUCAAUCUUAAGGCUGCACGAGAAAUGAUUAUUAGCAAUCUGCGUUGGAGAGAAACAAACAGAAUGGACACAAUUCUGGAGGAGGACUUUUCUGAGUUUGAAAAUGACUUUCCUGCCAGUACGACCGGAACCGAUUACGAAGGACGGCCACUGAGCAUAAUCGACUCCUCGAGCUGGGAUGUACGCAAGGCAGUGGUCACAGGAAAAGGAGACCAGCUUAUGCGGUAUGGGUAUCGACUAAUGGAAACUGGAGUACAGAGGGUUUAUGAAGCCCAACGCCGACAUGAAAACGUGACCCAGGCCACAACACUCAUGAAUAUGAAGGGUUUCAACCUCAUCCAGCACGCCUGCUUAAAUUGUAUUUCAUUGUAUGUCAAUUUCGUCCUGGCAUUCGAACAUCACUAUCCAGGAAUGGCUCACCGAGUUGUGCUCAUAAACACUCCAGCAAGUUUCGAAAUCGUUUUGGCUGCAGUCAGGCCUGUGAUGAGCAAGGAGACUAGAGAGGCGUUAGUCAUUUUCGGAACAAAUAAGCAGCAAUGGCGUAGAUAUAUUUUAAGUAUGGUUCCACCUGACCAACUUGAUCAUCAAUUUGGUGGUAAUAAGUUUGAUUAAAUAUGUGGUUUGAAAAUAUCAAUAAAUUUGAAAAACAACAGUA